Molecule: messenger RNA, 1128 nt
Organism: Varanus komodoensis (Komodo dragon)
Lineage: Eukaryota; Metazoa; Chordata; Lepidosauria; Squamata; Varanidae
Gene: BARHL2
Product: BarH like homeobox 2
Exons: 3
Coding region: 1-1128 (375 amino acids)
Biological process (GO): regulation of transcription by RNA polymerase II
Cellular component (GO): nucleus
Molecular function (GO): DNA-binding transcription factor activity, RNA polymerase II-specific; RNA polymerase II transcription regulatory region sequence-specific DNA binding
Source: RefSeq, a predicted model, not a curated record
AUGGAAGGAUCUAGCGGCUCCAGUUUUGGAAUAGACACGAUUUUAUCCAAUCCCAGGUCCGGCAGCCCGGCGAGCAUGAUGAACGGAGACUUUCGGGCGGGCCACGCGGAGGCCAGGGCGGCGGACUUCCUGGGUCAGGCCACCCCGUCCCCUUGUUCGGAAAUAGACACGGUGGGGACGGCGCCCUCGUCCCCCAUCUCGGUGACGGCGGAGCACCCAGAGCAACACUUGGCGCAAGACGGACUCUCUCAGCAGCACCUGCACCUCCACGGCCAGCAUCCACAGCAACAAACUUUGCAGCAGUCGCCGCCGCAGCCGCCGCAGCCGCAGCCGCAGCCGCCGCAGCUGGGCUCCGGCAGCUCUGCCCCCAGGACUUCCACUUCUUCUUUUCUAAUCAAAGACAUUUUGGGCGACAGCAAACCUCUGGCGGCGUGCGCGCCGUACAGCACCAGCGUCUCGUCGCCGCAUCACACCCCCAAGCAAGAGAACAGUGUGGCGAGCGAGACCUUCAGGCCGAAGCUCGAGCAGGACGACGGCAAAAACAAGCUGGACAAGCGCGACGACUCCCAGAACGAGCUGAAGUGCCACGGGACGAAAGAAGAAGGUGAUCGUGAGAUCUCAAGCAGUCGGGAUAGUCCCCCUGUGCGAGCAAAGAAGCCCCGCAAGGCUCGGACAGCCUUCUCUGACCAUCAGCUCAACCAGCUGGAGAGGAGUUUCGAGAGGCAGAAGUACCUGAGCGUCCAGGACCGCAUGGACUUGGCAGCUGCCCUUAACCUGACCGACACUCAGGUCAAAACCUGGUACCAAAACCGGAGGACCAAGUGGAAGCGGCAGACGGCCGUGGGGCUGGAGCUGCUGGCCGAAGCGGGGAACUACUCGGCGCUGCAGCGGAUGUUCCCGUCGCCCUACUUCUACCACCCCAGCCUGCUGGGCAGCAUGGACAGCACCACGGCGGCCGCGGCGGCCGCGGCCAUGUACAGCAGCAUGUACCGGACUCCGCCCGCGCCGCACCCGCAGCUGCAGCGGCCCCUGGUCCCGCGCGUGCUGAUCCACGGCCUCGGGCCCGGCGGGCAGCCGGCCCUCAACCCCCUGGCCAGCCCCAUCCCGGGGACCCCUCACCCGCGGUGA